GUUCCGUAGCUGCCAAAACACCGAUCCAAUCCAACCCAACCCCAAUAUAUAAACACAAAAAUCUCACUUCUCUUUCUUCUUUCUUUCGUAAUCCCCCAACCCAACCCCGAUCAAAACCCCACCCACGCUCUUGAUGCUUCCAAUUCCAAUUCCAAUUCCAAUUCUGCAUCUCACCCCUCCUCCUCCUCCUAUUAUUGAUUAGUUACUUAGUGCCGAUUGAACUGUAGCUAUAGCCAUGACUUCUCUUCAGCUACUACAGUUGACGGAGCGUGGUCGUAGCCUUUUUUCCUCCGGUCGCAGGAAAGCCCUAUUGGUGGCAAGUGGCAUUAUAGUUGCUGGUGGAACUGCUGCAUAUAUGCAAUCUCGGAGCAGAGUAAGAAGGCCCAAUGGAAUUGACAAGGAGUUGGAUGACGGGAAGAAUAAGAAUAAUGUUAUUAAAAAAAGUAGGCAAAAGAAAGGACUAAAAUCACUCCAGGUCUUGGCUGCAAUUCUGCUAUCCCAUAUGGGUAGGAUGGGUGCAAGGGACCUUUUAGCUCUUGUCGCCACCGUGGUCUUACGAACUGCUGUGAGCAAUAGAUUAGCAAAAGUUCAAGGGUUCCUAUUUCGUUCUGCUUUUCUUCGACGAGUGCCGGCCUUUGUUCAGUUGAUUGUUGAAAAUAUUAUCUUAUGUUUUGUUCAAUCUGCUUUAUAUUCUACAUCCAAGUAUAUAACAGGGACCUUAAGCUUGAGGUUCAGAAAGAUAUUGACGAAGCUUAUUCAUGCGCAAUAUUUUCAGAAUAUGAUAUACUACAAAAUGUCCCAUGUUGAUGGGCGGAUAACUAAUCCUGAGCAAAGAAUUGCGAGUGAUGUACCAAGGUUCUGCUCAGAAUUGAGUGAUCUUGUACAAGAAGAUCUCAUUGCAGUUACUGAUGGCCUUCUGUAUUCUUGGCGCUUGUGUUCUUAUGCAAGUCCCAAGUAUAUACUUUGGAUUUUGGCUUAUGUGGUAGGAGCAGGAGCCACAAUCAGAAACUUCUCUCCUGCAUUUGGUAAAUUGAUGUCUGAAGAACAACAGCUUGAAGGUGAGUAUAGGCAACUUCACUCAAGGUUAAGGACUCAUGCCGAAAGUAUUGCCUUUUAUGGUGGUGAAACUCGAGAAUCAUCCCAUAUCCAGCAAAAGUUUAAGUCACUUGUUCGUCAUUUGAAAAAAGUCCAACAUGACCAUUGGUGGUUUGGCAUGGUUCAAGAUUUCUUGUUAAAGUAUCUUGGAGCAACUGUUGCUGUCAUUUUAAUUAUAGAGCCUUUCUUUUCUGGCACUUUGAGACCUGACACCUCAACAUUAGGAAGGGCCGAAAUGUUGAGCAAUUUGAGAUACCAUACCAGUGUUAUAAUAUCAUUGUUUCAGUCCUUGGGAACUCUCUCCAUAAGUUCUAGACGCCUUAAUCGUCUAAGCGGCUAUGCAGAUCGUAUUCAUGAACUUAUGGCUGUAUCUAGAGAGUUAAGUCCAAAAGAUGUACCUUCUUUACAAAGAAGAGGAAGUAAGAAUUAUAUAACUCAAGCAGACUACAUAGAGUUUGAUAAAGUCAAGGUGGUUACUCCAAGUGGUAAUGUCUUGGUGGAAGAUUUAACAUUAAAAGUCGAAUCAGGGUCUAAUCUUUUAAUCACAGGACCAAAUGGUAGUGGGAAAAGCUCACUGUUCAGAGUUUUGGGAGGGUUGUGGCCUUUGGUGUCUGGACACAUUGUAAAACCCGGGGUUGGUUCGGAUCUCAAUAACGAAAUUUUUUAUGUCCCCCAAAGACCCUAUACAGCUGUUGGAACACUUCGUGACCAGUUGAUAUAUCCUCUUACCUCAGAUCAACAAGUUGAACCCCUCACUCACAAUGAAAUGCUUGAGCUAUUAAAAAAUGUUGACCUUGAGUAUUUAUUGAAUCGUUACCCACCUGAAAAAGAGAUAAACUGGGGGGAAGAGUUGUCCCUUGGGGAGCAACAAAGACUAGGAAUGGCUCGGCUUUUCUAUCACAAACCAAAGUUUGCAAUUCUUGACGAAUGCACAAGUGCUGUUACAACUGAUAUGGAAGAACGCUUCUGUGCUAAAGUCAGAGCUAUGGGAACAUCCUGCAUCACUAUAUCUCAUCGACCCGCUCUUGUUGCAUUUCAUGAUGUUGUACUCUCUUUGGAUGGGGAAGGGGGUUGGAGAGUUAAUUACAAAAGGGAAGAUUCCCGGGCUCAUAGUGGCAUUGACACUGAGUUUCCUAAACUAAAGUCAUCUGAAACAGAACGUCAAAGUGAUGCAAUGGCAGUUCAACGUGCAUUUGAGGAUACAAGAAAUAAUUGUGAUCUGCAGCAGGAGUCUACUUCCAAGUCUACUCAGUCAUAUUUUUCAGAGUUAAUAGCUGCAUCCCCAUCUGAGGAGAUUACUAGCUCUGUGCCUGUUGUCCCACAACUGCGUAAUGAUCCUCGGGUACUGCCCUUAAGAAUAGCUGCCAUGUUUAAAGUACUGGUGCCCACUGUAUUGGAUAAGCAAGGAGCACAACUUCUUGCUGUUGCUCUUCUUGUAGUCUCAAGAACUUGGAUAUCGGAUCGUAUAGCUUCUUUAAAUGGAACGACUGUGAAGUAUGUUUUAGAGCAAGAUAAAGCAGCCUUUAUACGCUUGAUUGGUGUUAGUGUCCUUCAGAGUGCCGCUUCUUCUUUUGUUGCACCUUCUUUGAGACACUUGACUGCGAGGCUUGCACUCGGAUGGAGGAUUAAGUUGACUUCUCACUUGCUUAAGAAUUACUUGAGUAAAAAUGCAUAUUACAAGGUAUUUCAGAUGUCAGGAGUUAGCAUUGAUGCAGAUCAGAGAAUAACACAAGAUCUCGAAAAGUUAACAACAGAUUUGUCAGGGCUCGUAACAGGAAUGGUAAAGCCAACCGUUGAUAUUUUAUGGUUCACGUGGAGAAUGAAGAUGUUAACUGGUCGACGAGGUGUUGCUAUUCUAUAUGCAUACAUGUUGCUAGGUUUAGGCUUUUUAAGGAGCGUGACUCCAGAUUAUGGUGACCUCGGAAAUCGGGAACAAGAACUCGAAGGAAGCUUUAGGUUCAUGCACGAGAGGCUGCGUACCCAUGCUGAAUCUGUUGCUUUCUUUGGAGGCGGUGCUAGAGAAAAAGCGAUGAUUGAGUCAAGAUUUAAUGAGGUUCUCGUUCAUGCGAAAACACUUCUAAAGAAGAAAUGGCUAUUUGGUGUGCUAGAUGACUUUGUGACUAAACAAUUACCUCACAAUGUGACCUGGGGACUGAGCUUGUUAUAUGCUAUGGAGCACAAAGCUGACCGUUCAUUGACUUCCACUCAAGGCGAGUUGGCACAUGCGUUGAGAUUUUUGGCAUCUGUUGUAUCACAAAGCUUCUUGGCCUUUGGGGACAUUUUGGAGCUUCAUAGAAAGUUCAUCGAACUCUCUGGUGGCGUUAACCGGAUUUUCGAGCUCGAAGAGUAUCUUGAGGCUGCACAAUCUGAUGAAACUGUGGGUACUUCAUCACAGUCUGAUGAGGGGGAUGGUAUCUCAUUUUUGGAGGUUGACAUCAUUACACCAGCACAGAAGUUAUUAGCCAGAAGGUUGACAUGUGAUAUUUUGCCAGGGAAAAGCCUUCUUCUUACUGGUCCGAAUGGGAGUGGUAAAAGCUCGGUGUUCAGGGCUUUAAGAGGCCUUUGGCCUAUAGUUGACGGACGGCUUGUUAAACCGUCAUCCAGCUCUGAGUGUAGUAUAUUUUAUAUUCCUCAAAAGCCGUAUACUUGUUUAGGAAGCUUACGGGAUCAAAUUAUCUAUCCUCUCUCCUAUCAGCAAGCACAAAACCGGGCAUUGAGUUUGUAUCAACAAGGUGAAAUAGACACAGAUAUUCUGGAUACACAUCUGAAAAGGAUUCUAGAGAAUGUGAAAUUAUCAUACCUGUUUGAAAGGGAAGGCUCCAGCUGGGAUGCUAGUCACAACUGGGAAGACAUCCUUUCUCUUGGUGAACAACAGAGAUUAGGCAUGGCUCGGUUAUUCUUUCACAAGCCUCGGUUUGGCAUCCUUGAUGAAUGCACCAAUGCUACAAGUGUCGAUGUUGAAGAGCAUCUUUAUAGGCUUGCACGUGACCUGGGCAUCACCGUCAUUACAUCAUCUCAGCGUCCUGCUUUAAUACCAUUCCACUCGAUGGAAUUACGAUUGAUUGACGGUGAAGGCAAGUGGGAGCUCAGGUCAAUCAAGCAAUGAGUCGAAACGUUUCUUCCUGCAAAAUAUAUUCUAAAAUAAAGGGACCAGCUGAUUGAUUAUUUCAUGUAAUAUAAGAAACAUAUGUAUAUUUGUUAUGUUUUGUUUUCUUGUAAACAACACUAGGAGUUAUAGUCAUUUUGAUUAACAUAGGAUGAAGGCAUUUAAGAAACCUAGGUAAGUUGUUGGUCAAUCAAAUCUUUCCUAAAGUUUUACUGGUAUGAUUUAGUAA
This is a messenger RNA of Helianthus annuus (common sunflower), 4430 nucleotides long. RefSeq names its product ABC transporter D family member 1. The record is from RefSeq and is a predicted model, not a curated record. The coding region runs from base 236 to 4201 and encodes 1321 amino acids. Gene Ontology annotation, cellular component: peroxisomal membrane. Gene Ontology annotation, biological process: very long-chain fatty acid catabolic process; fatty acid beta-oxidation; long-chain fatty acid import into peroxisome. Gene Ontology annotation, molecular function: long-chain fatty acid transmembrane transporter activity; ABC-type transporter activity; ATP binding. NCBI's taxonomy places the organism in Eukaryota, Viridiplantae, Streptophyta, Magnoliopsida, Asterales, Asteraceae. The transcript is spliced from 26 exons.